AUGGUCGAGAGGACACACUCGCCGUUCAUGCCCUCUCACGAGGAGAGAAUGUCGCCAAAUCCUGCCCAGCCCAAAGUCAAGAAGGCACCGACCCCCGUGUCCGUGCACUUUCUUGGAACAUGUAGUGUCGACUUUGGCAACAACAUUUGGUUGUUCGAUGCGGCCGAUGGCACAAACAACCGCCUUCACCAGUCCUCGUUGCGCAUGGUCAACAUUUCUCGCAUUUUCGUCACACACAUGCAUGCCGACCAUGUGCUGGGCAUCGUGGCCAUUCUGGCCGUGGUCAUGAGUGGUGUGGGACAGACGCCUGAAGGACUGGAGAGGCUCCGCAAGCAGGGCGUGAACAAGAAGGCCGAUAUCAACAUUUACGGCCCCGUCGGUCUUCGCGAAUUCAUCCGUAACAUCUUCCGCAUCACGACUGCGACGCUCACAGGAGCGUUUGCUGUCCACGAGCUCAUUCCCGAGGGCAGUCAACCUUCUGCCGGUUGCUCUCCCGAGGAGCUUCACGUCAAUGAAGCUGUUGGCAGGGACAUCUACGCCAACGCCGAGGGUGUCUGGGAAACUAUUGUCGACGAGGCGCUUUUCAAAGGCAACAAGGGCUGGAGUGUGAAUGCUGGGCCUUUGGUGCAUCGAGUCCCCUCAAUCGGUUACGUGCUCAAGGAGCCCGAUCCUACGCAUCCGCUGGACCACCAGCGUCUUAUCCCACUACUCCAGGCCAACUCCAAGGCCCUCGCCGCAAUGGAUCCACCCAUCAAGCACCCACUCUCUGUCCUCUCUCACCUCACUUCCCUUCCCCGACCACCACCCUUCACUCUUCCGUCUGGAGAGGUACUCCACCCACCAGAGCCGACUGGCGAGCAGGGCCGAAAGCUCGUCAUCUUUGGCGACUGUUCAGGUGGAACGCCGAACAAGGCGCUGCAAGCACUUUGCAGCAAUGCCUCUCUGCUCAUCCACGAGUGCACCAACGCCGCCAUUCCCGAAUCCGUGCAAAAGGGAGACAAGGGGCGGGCGGUGCGCGCCUCGGGCUUGGAACAGAGCUUGGAGAAGAAGCGUGAUAAAGAAUUUGAACUCGCCGCAAAGGACCGUGGUGUCGCCCGUGAACCAUGGGUCUUUCACGGCAGGCAUGACACGCUUGCUGCUGCCGUUGCCGCCGAGGACGAGUUUGAGGCCAAGCGGAUCCAGGUGCGCAAGAAGGCCCAGUCACGAGGCCACUCGACGCCGGACGAUGUCGGCGAGUUUGCCAACACUAUCGGGGCGCGUCGUGUGGUGGUCAACCACUUUAGUGCAAUGUUUCCAUCGCCAAAGUAUACAACCAACGACCCGUUCCCCUCCCUGUUGUCCCGGAUGUCGCCCUUCCCAUACCCAACGACCUCGGCAGCGUACCACGAGGCCAACACCCCGGCCAAGCCACUACACCCAAGCGAGCUGCAUCUCCGCGUCAUCAUGCAGUCGCUCGUCAACCAGAUCAGUGCAGCGUGGAACGGGCGCGAUUGCGAAGACCACGCGGUGCAAGGUCCAGAACAGCAUUUUGUGCGCCUCGCGGUCCCGUCUCGCGACUUCAUGGUCAUCCGCGUACCCAGCCACGAGCUCACAGAGCACGAGAUGGACACUAUGCGCGAGGCCCGAGAGGAGAUCGUGUACGUCAUGAAGAGCUGGGCGGACUAUGGCGGCGCGUGGGUGGAGGAGGACGGGGAGGAGAAGCGGUGGGUCGGAGUCUGA
Messenger RNA from Apiotrichum porosum, 1719 nucleotides. RefSeq lists its product as uncharacterized. Gene Ontology annotation, molecular function: 3'-tRNA processing endoribonuclease activity. Gene Ontology annotation, cellular component: nucleus. Lineage: Eukaryota; Fungi; Basidiomycota; Tremellomycetes; Trichosporonales; Trichosporonaceae. The transcript is spliced from 7 exons. The coding region runs from base 1 to 1719 and encodes 572 amino acids. The record is from RefSeq and is a predicted model, not a curated record.